AUGAGCAGGGCAACAGACUCUAUCAGGUCCGCAGACUGUGAACCGGACAGACCCAGGCAUCUGAUGAGCAGUUCGCAUGCGGCGUGCAGUCUCUGUGGCUGGGAAGAAUCCUUCGUCUUGCCAACCCUUGAUGUGUUCACGGCUUUCAAUGAAGGGAAUAAAAGAAUCAUGUAAUGUCGACCACCACGGAACAGCUGAGACAACUCCAGCAGGACAGCUCUCUCUCUGUUAAUGUCCGAAAACUGGUGUGUGAAGUGGGAUUAAAUGACACCAGUGAAAAUUCAGACUGGAGUUUGUACAUAACUGAUGCGGGAACACUGAGAUGGGAAGCAGUCGAAAGAGCUCUUCAUCGGUCCUCAUCUCAAGGUUCCCAUGUGUCUGACUACCACACUGCAGUGUCCAGACUUGGGCCUGUGUGCAGGGCUGUACAUGCCUACCUUUCACAGCUGUCACCUACCGAGAGGAGAAGCAAGUACAGCCCUCAUCUCACCUGGACAGGCUAUGGACAGAUAUUUGAAGAGUGUUUUGAUCUUCUGUGUACACCAGACCAGACUGACUGUGCCUUAAGCCUGCUGCAGGCCACUGCAGCUCUGGAGCGAGCCUUGGGAGAUGUGUUCCUGAUGCAGGGGUCCCAGUGCCCCUCCCUGCUGAGAGACCUGCUGGCCACCAGGGAGCUGACAGACAUUUUUGGAUCCACAGCUAUGUCCUGUCUGCAUGUGCUGAUUGGCCCUCCCUCCAGCCUGAACCUCAGGAACAUUGCCUGGCAUGGAUUCCUCAGUCCUGGGGAGGUACCAGAUAUGUAUGUCAGUUUCCUGUUGGUUGUGGUGGCAACAUUAGGAGAACAGACUCCCUUUCUAUACGAGGUCUCCCACCGCACCCCACUGGAUCUCUCACCACAGUUGCAGCACCUGGAGAAAGUCUUUCCAGUCCUACAGGCAACAGAUCUGCCUGUGCUGAGGGAUGUCAUCCACCAAACUGCAUUCAUCCAGCCUUCAAUGAUGCCUUAUUGGGAGAAAGCUUUGGAGAAAUUUUCAGAUCAAAGCUAUGGCCACAGUCUGUUGCUGCUGCUGCCACAGUUGGAACAUGGGCUGAGAAGAGUCUUCGCUGUAAUGAACAACUGUCCACAAAGGAUGAUGACUGCUGAGUCUUCAGUCCUUUACACAACAUGUGAUGAGAUCCUGUCCCCCACCCUGCAGGAUGGUAGCACCAACCACAUGUCAUCAGAACUGGGAGACUCCUACAUGGAGGUUUUGUUGGACCUCCUGGUGCAUCCUGAGGGCCCCCGGGUACGAGAUCACGCCAGCCAUGGUGAGCUGGACCUGAUGGCCAUUCCUGCUGUCCUAGCCAACCACGUCCUGUGUGUCUGUCUGGCCUUCUGUGUUAGAUACGCCUCAACUGACAUAUCUUGGCUGCAGUCAGAAACAGCUGUCCAUGUGGACCAGGUGGUUCAGAGGUACAAGUCUUUGUUUCAUCCCACAGCUCUGCUUAUCCAAAGGAUGCACACCUGUUUGGAGUCCAUGAGUGCCUGGUUUCAGGUCCCCAGGCCCCCUGCAGACGAGUUAUCAAGAGACCAAUCCAAUCCUGCAGAGGAGGCAGCAAACAACCAAGAUGCCAGACAGGCCAUGUCUGUAUUAAACAUGGCCAUACACAAAGUUCUGCCCUCACACAACUCUGACUCCAGCCUUGCAGACCUAAGUGCUCCUCACUCCUGGCAGCUUUACAAGACGCCGGUGUGUGUGUGUCUGUGUGAACCUGUGAAGACAAUCUACCGACCGCGUGGUGAGCUGGAGCUGGUGUCCCUACUGAGACACAUCAUCCACAACAGCCAGACGGCAUCACAGAACAUCCAGGAAACAGCUGAACAGAGAUGUGAGCUUUGGAGGAACAGGAAACUUCGGUCCAGACAAAGAGAAAACUAUUGUAGGAUGCUGGACAGCCUCCAGACUAUUUUUAAUGGUCUUCAGCUGGUUGUCAUGGUAACAGUCCAUCACCUUCUAACACUAGGAGACCAGGGGCAACUCGGGUCAUCUCAAAAGCAAAAACAGAAAAAAUUUCUCAAGGGUAUCCUGCAGUAUGUGGAGAACCUUGUGUCCAAAACCAGUAUGGAUCAAAACAAGUGGGAGGAGUGCUGCAUACUCACAUCAGCUGCAAUUAAUAGGAUAAAAGAGUACUACAAUGAUUAUAUCUCAACAGAACAUAGCGCUUCUUUUUAACAAAAUAUACUUUACAGUAAUGUUCCACCUUAUAACUGGAUAUACUUUGUCCAAGAUAAGGUUUACCAAGAUGAUAAAUAACAACAGAGCAUGUCAUAUAGAUCUAAAGCUAUCUUUAUUUAUCACUGUUGCGAUUGUCCAUUAAAGUUGGAGCAUGGAUGAUAUUACUGAAGCACAACACAUCAAUGUUGUAACCAUGAAUCUUGGACUACCAAUAACGUUACACCUGAGAUACUGUGGAGCACUGUGGAGAUAAAUAGCACUUUUUACUGGACCAUGCCAUUAAACAUUAACUAUAAAUUCCACUGUG
This is a messenger RNA of Branchiostoma floridae (Florida lancelet), 2523 nucleotides long. Its product is annotated as endoplasmic reticulum membrane-associated RNA degradation protein-like. Bases 174 to 2213 code for a protein of 679 amino acids. Lineage: Eukaryota; Metazoa; Chordata; Leptocardii; Amphioxiformes; Branchiostomatidae. The record is from RefSeq and is a predicted model, not a curated record. The transcript has 18 exons.